AUGUCGUCAUCGGGAGGCAGCGGCUACGGUCAAAGGCCAUCGCGUCUGGCCCGCGUCAACCUGGGUGCUGACGACGAUGUGGAUGAGCUCGACUACUCGGAACAGGCUGGGCCUAGCAACCCUUCCCGACACAUGGCCAUAAGCAGUCGAGCCUACCCGUCAACAUCUCGAUCAGACCCUCGCAGCACUCAUCGCUCUCCUUCGUAUCACGAUCUCGACCGCUCCUCUUCAUACACAACAGCUUCUCGACUUGACCCAGAUGCUCGCCGCUCGGCACAUCACUCUCGUCCAUCACCGUCUAGACCUCCGCCACAUCCACGCAGUAGAACACCGUCGCCGCAACCAGACAAGGAUGUGCUCGACUACAUCCGUGCACAGAAGGAGCAGUCCAGCUCUACAUCUAAGCACGAGCUGGCGCUGGCAGAGCAGCUAAAGAAGGAGAGGUUCGAACACGGUGCUGGCAAGGUCAAGUCACGCGUGCAAAAGGAGAGAGAGGCAGAGGAGAGGAAGAGGAAGCAAGCGCAAGAGGACGCUGCCAAGGCGUACGAAGAAUUCGUAGCUGCUAUGGGAGGAGAGUCCGAACAGGCUGUAAGCGAGAACAGAGAGCGUCAAGAGAGGAAGCCGAUGGGCUUCGUCGCCGCAGGAGGCAAGGCGUAUGUCGCUUCCAGAUCGGCGCAACCUGCAUCUGCCGCUCUCGACACCAGCCCAUCGCAAGCCGCCAGUGCAAGCAAGGAGUCGCUCAAACGAGUCAAUUCUGCCUUUGGCGACGACUCGAGCGGUGACGAAGCACCCUCCUCCACAGGCAAAGAACCUCCUCCGGCACGUAAACGACACCAGGCCAUGUCCUCCUUCCUGACCGAACUGCAAACCGAACAGGCCGAACGCGAAUCGCGUCUCUCCAACCUCGCCUCGUCCACCAAUACCUCGAUCUCCACCUUGCUCGCGCACGAAACCCUCGCCAAGCCAGGCUCGCGCGACCUCGCCUCGGACCCGCUGACCACCAACAUCUGCAUCCUCUCGCUGCCGCCGCACAUCGACGAGCGCAGCAUGGGCGAGUUCUUCCGUGCAUGGGGCGAUGUGGCUACCGUCAAGAUCAUGUGGCCGCGCGGGGAACAGCGCGAGAGGGUUGUGGGGUUGACAGGAUUUGUGUCGUACAUGACGCGGAGUGAGGCCGAAUACGCUUUCAAGCAGGCAGAUGGGGUCAUGUGGGGUGGAAUACGCGUGAAGCUGAGCUGGGGCAAAGCGAUGCCUCUGCCUGCUCGUGCUAUGUAUCCGAUGUCGAGGGAUCGUCAGGUUGAUAAGCAGGCCGACGAUGGCAGGCAGGCGAGCGAUCGACUUGGCGGCAGUGGCGGCAGCAGCGCUGUACCCAAACUGAUCAUUCGCCACCGCAAGGACGGCACAAGCACAGACGACAAGAAGCAGCACAUCCGAAGCAGAGUGCACGAUGACUACCCACAGACGCAACGGCUGUUUAUCGAGACAGUCGCAUCGCGCAUUCGAAGCAACGGGCCGCACUUUGAACACGUCCUGCGCGAGCGCGAGGCGGACAACCCCAAAUUCUCCUUUCUCUUCGAGCCAGAGUCGGUGCUGCACCACUACUUUCGCAUGUGCCUCGACCCGCACUACCUGCCCACUUUACUUCAUCUCGACGCCGAGACCGACUUCAAUGAUGCUGGUAGUGACGAGCUGUACUCCACCGAUUCUGGCGAGGAGUCGGAAACGCAGUACAUUGCGCGCUCCACCCCCUCGACGGGCGGCGCCUCUGCCGCGGUGCCGCUGGGAGGCCUCGCCCGUCGUAGGCUCUGCUCCAUGCUGCGUGGGCUCACGCUGCGCAGAGAACGCAUUGCACGAAUCACGGCAUUCGCGCUCGACCACGCCGCCAGCUAUGCGUCGAUCGUCCAGCUGCUCACCACCUCGCUGCUGCAGCCCGCGACGCCGGUGCCGCGCAAGCUGGCGAGGCUCUAUGCGCUCAGCGACAUCCUGCACAACUCGGGCACGCCCAUCUCGAAUGCGUGGCGGUACAGGGCGGCGUUGGAGGCGCAGCUGCCGCUCGUGUUUGCGCAUCUGGGCCAGGUGGCGGCCAGUUUUGCAGGCAGGAUGAAGCGCGAAGAGUUCAAGGGUCGUGUGGGCGCAGUAUUAGAUGUGUGGGAGGGGUGGAUCGUUGUUAGUCCGCAUGUGUUGGAGAGGUUGCGCCGGCUUCUUGAGUGUCCGCCUGCGGCAGCGGUCAGGGGGAAGGUGCACGUGGAGGAAGAUGUGGACGGCGAGGUUCUGAAUCCGAUUUCAGCUCAAUCGGUGCAAGAGGUGGCCCCCUCGACUAAAGACAACGAAGAAGAGGAAGAAGAUCUGGAUGGCGAAGCACUCUAG
This is a messenger RNA of Sporisorium graminicola, 2364 nucleotides long. RefSeq lists its product as uncharacterized. Bases 1 to 2364 code for a protein of 787 amino acids. Lineage: Eukaryota; Fungi; Basidiomycota; Ustilaginomycetes; Ustilaginales; Ustilaginaceae. Gene Ontology annotation, molecular function: RNA binding. Gene Ontology annotation, cellular component: nucleus. The record is from RefSeq and is a predicted model, not a curated record. Gene Ontology annotation, biological process: RNA processing. The transcript has a single exon.